This is a messenger RNA of Neltuma alba, 1766 nucleotides long. RefSeq names its product E3 ubiquitin-protein ligase UPL7-like. Gene Ontology annotation, molecular function: ubiquitin protein ligase activity. Lineage: Eukaryota; Viridiplantae; Streptophyta; Magnoliopsida; Fabales; Fabaceae. The record is from RefSeq and is a predicted model, not a curated record. Gene Ontology annotation, biological process: ubiquitin-dependent protein catabolic process; protein polyubiquitination.
AUGUAUGGGGACAUAGAGCCUAUGAGGCGUGGUCCCACAGGCAUUUCUAAAGAAACAUUUGCUGUUCUUCAUAUAUUCUGUGCCACAUAUUCUCACCUACUUUUAGUUCUUGAUGACAUAGAGUUCUAUGAGAAACAGGUUCCAUUUAAAUUAGAGAAGCAACGAAGAAUUGCAUCACUUCUCAAUACUCUCGUGUAUAAUGGCUUGUCCCAUGGUAUUAGUGAGCAGAAUAGACCCCUCAUGGACUGCGCUAUCAGAUGCUUGCAUUUAAUGUGAAGGAAUUGUCGGCAUCAAUUUUGUCCUCCUGAUUUGUGGCUUUCCCCUGCUAGAAAAAACCGACCUCCUAUUGCAGUGGCUGCCAGAACUCGUGAAAUUUCAUCAGUCAACAUAAGAUAUGAUGAUUCAUUGACUGUCCCGAGUAUGGGUUCUGUUAUCACUACAACUCCUCAUGUUUUCCCUUUUGAAGAGAGAGUUGAGAUGUUUCGAGAGUUCAUUAAGAUGGAUAAAGCCUCCAGAAAAAUGGCUGGGGAAGUUUCUGAACCUGGUUCACGAGCUAUUGAGAUAGUAGUACGUCGGGGUCAUAUUGUUGAAGAUGGAUUUCGGCAACUAAAUUCCCUUGGGACAAGGUUGAAGUCAUCCAUCCAUGUUUCUUUUGUGAGUGAAUGCGGCCUUCCUGAGGCUGGCCUGGAUUAUGGUGGUUUAUCAAAAGAAUUUUUAACUGACAUAUCAAAAGCGGCCUUUGCCCCGAGUAAAUAUGGGCUAUUUUCCCAAACCUCAACCUCCGACAGGCUUCUAAUUCCAAAUUCUUCUGCAAGAUUUUUGGAUAAUGGUCUUCAGAUGAUUGAGUUUCUUGGAAGAGUCGUUGGUAAAGCUCUUUAUGAAGGAAUAUUACUUGAUUACUCUUUCUCACACGUUUUUGUACAGAAAUUAUUGGGGAGAUAUAGCUUCCUUGAUGAGUUAUCAACACUUGAUCCAGAGCUAUAUAGGAAUCUUAUGUAUGUCAAGGUAAAAAUCAGGAGACAUAUCCAUACUGUUUCCUCUAUCUCCCUGCUUCACAUAUUCUUUGGUGCAGCAGCAUAUGAUGGUGAUGUCAAGGAGUUUUCUCUUGAUUUCACUGUUACUGAAGAAUCAUUUGGGAAAUGGCAUGUUGUUGAGCUGAGGUCUGGGGGCAAAGAGAUGUUGGUGGUGACGAAUGAGAACAAAAUGCAGUACAUACAUGCGAUGGCAGACUACAAACUCAAUCAACAGAUAUUGCCCUUCUCAAAUGCAUUCUAUAGAGGACUGACUGAUCUUAUAUCUCCAUCCUGGUUGAAGUUAUUCAAUGCCAGUGAAUUUAAUCAGUUGCUUUCAGGUGGAAAGUAUGAUAUUGAUGAUGAUUUAAAAAAUAACACACGAUACACGGGUGGUUAUAAUGAAGGAAGCCGGACAGUCAAGAUAUUCUGGGAGGUGAUUAAAGACUUUGAACCCCAAGAACGUUGUAUGCUUCUUAAAUUCGUCACUAGUUGUUCUCGUGCACCAUUACUUGGGUUCAAAUAUUUACAGCCAGCUUUUACGAUCCACAAGGUAUGGUUGUUAUCACUGACGUCCCCUCUUUGGGCGGCAUUUGGAGGACAAGAUGUAGAGCGGCUUCCUUCAGCUUCAACGUGCUACAAUACCCUCAAGCUUCCAACCUACAAACGUGCAAGUACGUUGAGAACAAAGCUUCUAUAUGCAAUCAGUUCAAAUGCCGGCUUUGAACUCUCUUAAUUUGCAACAGGUAACCAAUA